AUGGUUGCACAUAGCGGCUACUUGGCGGAGGGACGAUUGAAAAUGCACGCUGGUGACAAAACAAAACCUCAUCAAAUGGAUGGCACUUAUCCGGAUAUGAAUUAUAUUUUCUUCAAGGGCAUACCGAAAAUGAUACAGGUAGCAGAUGAUAUGCACCGAAUGACUGAUUAUAUAAUGGAUUUACGUAACAUGACCAUUGGAUUCGUAUGUUUCUUAUUUAUGGGAGCACUGAUAUUUCUCUUUUUGCGACAUAUACAAAAACAAAGUGGUGCUGAUAUGCGCGAAAGAAAGAUUAUAGCUGACCAUCCUGAGGACCUAGGAAAGUCAGCGCGACCGUACAGUGGUACUUGUAAAAGUUAUUCUGAACCGUGGCAUGGUCCAGCAGUGAAAACUUCGGCUGUCAUUCUCGAAGAGGAACUUUCUGGAAAAACAAAAUCCACACUUCCAACAGUGAAAGUAAACGGAUGCGUGGCGAACGCCAGAUUUGGAAAUGAUAGAAAUCACAGCAAUAACUCCCUUUUAAAGGUAUAUUCAUCAAACAAAUGA
Messenger RNA from Loa loa (African eye worm), 546 nucleotides. RefSeq lists its product as hypothetical. NCBI's taxonomy places the organism in Eukaryota, Metazoa, Nematoda, Chromadorea, Rhabditida, Onchocercidae. The record is from RefSeq and is a predicted model, not a curated record. The coding region runs from base 1 to 546 and encodes 181 amino acids. The transcript has 3 exons.